Nerophis lumbriciformis (worm pipefish) is the source of this 1572-nucleotide messenger RNA. The record is from RefSeq and is a predicted model, not a curated record. Lineage: Eukaryota; Metazoa; Chordata; Actinopteri; Syngnathiformes; Syngnathidae.
AUGCCCAUGCAUGGAUACUCACUUUUCUUUCUAGCACUCCUUGUGUUGUUGUCAUCAUGGAAAGUUUGUUUUUGUGGUAAGAUUCUUGUAGUACCCUUCGAGGGGAGCCACUGGUUGAAUAUGGAGGUCCUGGUUAAAGCACUCCACUCUCACGGUCACUCUAUGGAUGUAAUACGGACUGAUAAGAGCUGGUACAUUAAGGACGGCAUGCCACACUACAACACCAUCACGGUAUCUGUCAACGAAGUGUUCGACCCGGACUUUGUCAAUCCUCUUCUGGAGAAGACUUUUGCUUUGGAGAGGCAGCAAAGCUCCUUAAUGAGCUUUCUGGGUCUGAAUCUGCAAAUGUUCGAGGCAAUGUCCGGUACUAGCAGGAUCAUGUGCAAAUUGGCCAUUGAGGUGUUAAAAGAUGACAAUUUAAUGGCUCGUCUGAGGGAGAGUCAUUAUGACCUGGUUCUCACAGACCCCGAGUUGGGAACGGGGAUCAUGUUGGCUCAUGCUCUACAGCUACCUUUAGUCUAUAAUGUGCGCUGGGUGAUGAGCAAAGAGGGGCAUCUGGUCCUGGCGCCUUCUCCUUUAUCUUAUGUUCCUAUGACUGGCUCUGGACUGUCUGAUAAGAUGACUUUCUUUCAGAGGAUUAAGAAUCUUGUAUACUUCGCCACAUGGGAAUUUCAGUAUAUAUUUUUAGUCAUACCUCAUUAUCAAGCUGUCUGCGAUCAGUUCUUUGGGCCAGAGGUGAGAUUUGAUGAACUUAUCCAGAGUGCCGACCUGUGGCUCAUGAGAGCAGACUUUGUCUUUGAGUUCCCUCGCCCCACCAUGCCCAACGUAAUUUACAUGGGAGGCUUCCAGUGUAAGUCAGCAGAACCUCUACCUGACCACCUGGAGGAGUUUGUACAGAGUUCUGGAGAACAUGGCAUUAUCGUUAUGUCUUUGGGGACUAUAGUGAGCCAACUCCCUGAAGAUGUCGCCGAUGAGAUCGCAGCUACUUUUGCCAAGCUCCCGCAAAAGGUCAUCUGGAGCUAUAGAGGUUCCAAGCCUUCCACUUUGGGUAACAACACCCUCCUUGUCAACUGGAUGCCACAAAAUGACCUGCUUGGGCAUCCCAAGACUAAACUCUUCGUGGCUCAUGGUGGGACAAGCGGCGUCCUGGAAGCUAUUUACCACAGCGUCCCAGUGGUGGGAAUACCAUUGUUUUUCGACCAGUAUGACAACCUGGUGCGUCUGUCAGAGAGAGGAGCAGGUGUGAUGGUCACAUUGGCAUCAAUUGACAAAGACGAUAACUUCCUGAAGGCCCUACAGGAAGUUAUGACCAAUCCUUCCUACAGGAACAACAUGCAGAGGCUGUCCAAGCUCCACAAAGACCAGCCCAUCCCACCGCUAGACAAUGCUCUCUUCUGGAUUGAGUUUGUUAUGCGGCACCAGGGUGCAACUCACUUGAGGACCGAGUCCUACAAGCUGCCCUGGUACGCCUACUAUUCAGUGGACGUAUAUCUUUUUUUCUUUACAACAAUAGCAGCGGUGAUUGUGCUCCCUGUUGUCUUUUUUAGGAUUUACAUAUGUAAAUCAAACUAA